Molecule: messenger RNA, 555 nt
Organism: Paraglomus brasilianum
Lineage: Eukaryota; Fungi; Glomeromycota; Glomeromycetes; Paraglomerales; Paraglomeraceae
Source: the annotation of a GenBank genome assembly
AUGGCCAGUUUUAAUAACCAAUCGAUUUACGAAAGUUAUACAUCCAAUAUUUCAUCUGAUCAGGCGUAUAGUAUGGACUCUAAUCAUGCAGACAGUCUUCAUUGGGAUCAGACGUACAGUACGGACCCGAAUUCCGCAAACAGUCGUCCAUGGGAUCACACAAUUAAUAGUGACCCUAAUGCCGUUUAUUCCUAUCCGCUCGGUCAACAACCUUCCAAUCAAGUUUUUUCUUCUUUCACUGGCUCUCUUGACAGCAAUAAUGUCUACGCGGAUGUAAAUGUACAGUUGAAUACCACGCCUUACGGAUAUGUUGAACAAAAUGAAGAUCAAAUUAUCAAUCCUAAUCCAAUCUCUCCGACAGAUUAUAAUUUGACCGAUUACAAUUCACCCGCCAUUCAUUAUCCUCUUCCUCAAACAUUGAUUCAAACACCACCUACUUCUACCCUUGCCAACAAUACUGGCAUAAUGACAAACGCUACGAGUCAUCACGGAUGUGUGAUAAUUAUUAUGAAAGCAGACAUCAAUCUGGAAAAGCUAUUGUCCAUUAUUCAAUAA